UGGAAGAGUUUCUAGUCCUCUGUAUGAGAGCUAUUUUGUUUCACACCUCUCCAUCUCGGAUUCUGUUCUGUAUGAAUUUCGCGUUGUACUCUUAAACUCUUUAAUGAGCACAUGGUCUCGCUGUCACCAUGACUGUUCUUAUUUUGCUGUUGUGUUUAAAUCCUUUAGUCUUGGGUCAAUAUGACGAUCCCGAGUCUUCUGAGGAUGACAUCUUCACGGAGGUUGAGCCAGAUAGUGGUUUUCAAAGAGUGCCAAGACAGGCAAACAGCAAACACCAAAAAAAGGAGAGUAAGCCCCAUAUUCAGGAUUUCACUGUGAAAACCACCAUCAUCUCUCGAUAUGCUUUCACUGCUGUGUCCUGCACCAUGUUCAACAGAUUAUCGGCUGCAAAGGAAGGUCUUUUCCAGAUACAAAUCCCUGCUGCAGCCUACGUUUCGAACUUUACUAUGAUAAUUGGUGGAAGAGUUUACCCAAGUGAAAUGAGAGCAAAAGAGAAAAAAUCUAAGGGGAUCAGGAAGAAAGGAUUGCCUAAUCCUGGGAAAGAUGGCAAAGUGGGAAAAAGUGAAAGCGAGGUAGAGACCUUUCGAAUUACUGCCAGCAUACCUGGAAAAAAUAAGGCCAUUUUCCUUCUGACCUACGAGGAGUUACUGGAAAGACGUCUGGGAAAAUAUGAACAUGUGACCAGUGUGCGGCCUCUGCAACUGGUGAGCAGGCUGGCAGUCGACGUGACGAUCCUGGAGCGCUCCGCCAUAACGCACCUUGAAGUGCUGCCGCUCAGGAACGCCAACGGGAAAGCUUCUGUAUCCAUCAGUAAUCCCUCUCCUCCUAUCUCAACUGUUAUCAAACAGAAUAAAACCUCCUGCAAAAUUACCUUCAGCCCAAACAUCGCACAGCAAGCCAGAAUAGCAACGAACGGAAUUCUGGGUGAUUUCAUUGUCCGAUAUGAUGUGGAGAGAGAGUUGGGAAUUGGGGAUAUCCAGGUCUUAAAUGGAUAUUUCGUGCACUACUUUGCGCCAAAAGAUCUACCAGUUGUUCCUAAGAAUAUUGUUUUUGUGAUUGAUACCAGCGCUUCCAUGGUAGGAACUAAAAUCAGACAGACAAAAGAAGCUCUCCUCACCAUCCUUAAAGACCUCCGGCCUCAGGAUCACUUUAAUUUUGUGGGGUUUUCCAACCGCAUUAAAGUCUGGAAGCCAGGAAAACUAGUACCUGUUACACCAGACAAUAUCCGUGAUGCCAAGAAAUUCAUCUACCUUCUGACCCCCACUGGAGGCACUGACAUAAACGGAGCCAUCCAAACAGGAUCUUCACUACUGAGUAGUUAUUUGGCCAGUGACAACAGUGUUCAGAGCAGGGUGUCCCUCACUGUCUUCUUAACCGAUGGGCGGCCCACAGUAGGGGAGAUCGAGUCUCCCAGCAUUCUGACCAACACAAAGGAGGCAGUGCAGGAGAAGUUCUGCAUCUUCACCAUAGGCAUUGGCAAUGACGUAGACUAUAGGCUUCUGGAGCGCAUGGCCCUGGAAAACUGCGGCAUGAUGCGCCGCAUUCACGAAGAGUCAGAUGCUAGCACAAUGCUGAAAGGAUUUUACGAUGAAAUCGGCACCCCUCUCCUGUCCAGCAUCAAAGUUGGCUACACUGAGGACACCGUGCAGUAUGUAACGCAGAACCUCUUCACAAAUUACUUCAAUGGGUCGGAACUUGUGAUAGCAGGCAAGCUUGCUGACCAGAAUGCAGACGUAUUGCACGUUCAGGUCACUGCCAGCAGCAGUGACAAGAGCAUCAUGCUAGAGACUGAUGUGCCACUGAAAGAUAAAGCACAAGAAACUGAAAAAACAAUGAAGGAGUUCUUGGAGAGAGUGUCUAUGGAGAACGAUUACACUGAGAGACUGUGGGGGUACCUGAGUGUGAAGGAUUUGCUGAGGUCCCGCAUACAAAGCACCAACAGCAAAGAGAAGGAGAAUCUUUCACAGAAGGCCACAAACCUGUCCUUAACCUACAACUUCCUCACACCUCUGACCUCACUGGUGAUUGAGAAGCCAGAUGUUCAAAUGGAUGGAGUUCCAGAAAGUGCUACAGAGCCAUCAGAUGCGACAUACAGUGAGAAACCACAGAGUCUUAUCCGGAACAUUGAGCAACCAGCUACAAACUCUAGGAAGAAAACAAUAACCAUUUCCAAAACUUCAGCUGAUGGAGAUCCACAUUUUGUCAUUGAUUUUCCUCUGAGCAAGAUAGCAGUUUGUUUUAACAUCAAUGGAGAACCAGGAGAUGUUCUGAGAUUGGUAUCCGACCAUAGCAAAUCUGGUGUUACUGUGAAUGGAAAGUUAAUUGGUGCUCCAGCACCACUUAAUAGCCACAAGAAACAGCGGACCUAUUUCAGCACAAUUACCAUCAUGGUUGACAAGCCCAGGCGCUCAUACAUUGAGAUUACUCCACGGAAAGUCAUACUGGACAGCAAGGACAGGAUGAUCUUGCCCUGCGAUAAAACCAUAAUGGUGGACAGUGAUGGGCUGGCUGUAUCCAUAGUGGAAAAGUCCAACAUUACUGUGACAAUACAGGACCAAAUCAGCUUUGUCAUCUUGGUCCAUCAGUACAAGAAUCCAGCUCCAUACCAAAAAGACCACCUGGGCUUCUACAUCUCAAACAGCAAAGGAUUGUCCAGUGACUCGCAUGGCUUGUUAGGCCAGUUUCUCUAUCAGGAUGUGAGACUAACCGAAAUGCCAUUGAAUGGCACAGCAUUUAAAAGUCUGCAGAAUGAGACCCAGGCAGAGAGUGAGCCACUGGCUUCAAGCACUGCUUUGAAGAUAAAAGGCAGGCUGAUACCAGCAGUGAAGAAGCAGCGGAAGAUCUACAGUGGAAAACAUAAGGUGGACUGCUGGUUUGUCAAGAACAACGCAGCUAAACUGAUUGAUGGGGUGUAUGAGGAUUACCUUGUAUCUCAUCUCUUUGACACAGGGCUAGGACACGAUUUGUCAAAUGGACUGUGAUUACUUGCCAUGUGGCAGCAUCAGAUAACUACAAAGCUUGCUCUUGGUCUCAGGAACUCCUAUGACCUUCUGCAGGUAAAUUCAAUUUGCAUUGUCCUGAUGAAUGCAGUAUUUAAGCCACUGGUGACAAUCAAGAAACUCAUUGGGCACCUUUGGGAAAGUUUUAUUUUAACAUAAAGGUAUAAAAGAUAUAAAAAGCUAAGCUUUAAUAGAAGCAAACAAACCACAUUACACAUCACUUCACAUCAUGUUAAAAUAUUCUCCUUAGGUGUAAAAAGGAUCAUAUGCAUAGAUAUGUUUCCCUUUGAGACUCAAGAUUUAAGAAGAGUCUUAUUUCCAUCUAUCAACAUUUGUAAUCUUUCUUGAAUACACUGGUGAUCUGAACUGAACUACAAAACUUUGGAUCACUAGCUCAAGCUCAUUUAUAAAUGCCUUUUCCCUGCAGCAUCUGUGCAAAAGAUAAGCUUGUCCACUCACCUGAAAUUAAUCAUACUGUGUGUGUGAACAAACAUUCUGUCCAAGUAAUUCACCAUUAUAAUACACCAUUAUGAUAGGUCUGUGAGUGAGUAUACAGUAUUCUUGACAAGACACAAGCGAAGCUUCUUAUGAAAUUCCAGGUAAAUAUAUGAAUCUAUGUUUCUAAUGUCUACACAAGACUUGUUUUAAAUUUGUGGAGGAGACAUACAGCUUGGACAAAGAUCCUUUCACACUGCACCUAGUCAUUCACAUCUUGACACAUACUGUAGGUAUGGGUUAAAUCAAAACUCCAAACCCAGUAAGUACAGUACUAACAGCUUUUUUUGUCAGAGGUAAAACUUGGAAUCAUGUACUGUGGUAUUAAUUUGUGAUUAACAGGCAGUUCAACAUUUUUGUUUAAUCUGUAUCCUCACUAGGAGGACAAACUGUAAGCACCGAGACCUUUUCUUUUGUGGAAUGUUGCACCAAGAUUUUCCCUGUUUAAAUACAAUAUUAGCCAUUAGCUUCUGUUUUGAGUUUGCGACCAGUUUGUUGGUCAGUCGAUUAACUCAAAUGUACCUUUGACAUCUUAACAUCUUCAAAUCCUUCUUCGCAACAUCCAAACACCCUGCACAUGAACAUGUCAGGGAUGCUCUCAAGUUAUAAUACAUAUUAUUUCAACAGAGAUCCAUUACAGUAUUAUUAGGGUAACAAAGGUAGUGGUCAGAGGGCUACAUAAAUACAUUCCAACUUGGGUAAAGACAUUGUCAAAUGGAAAAAAAACUUAAUUGUGUGAUGUAGUGUAAUGAUUUUCAGUAACAUUUUAAAAUGAAUAGUGUACAAUCACUGUAAUACUAAUAAAACCUUAAAAACAGCACAAGUCUUAUCAUAAAACAUCUUUAUUAGAACGCACAGAAAGUGAUUAACACAGCUUCAGUUUUUUGGAAUAUUUAGAAAAAUGGUACUGAACCUGAAAGUACAAUAUAUCAUUAGAAAACUCAUGUAAUCUCUUCUUCAUACAGUACAUUGCACCCUUAAACAUAUUAGAACACCAAGAUCCAAACUUAGUUUUGCUUUUCAGUCAAUUUGUAUUUGUGAUCAUAAAAUGAGUGAUACAGUAUAAUACAGUAUGUGCUUCACAGAGAAGGAAGGAUUCUUUGGAGCUUUUGCAGUUACCUUCUCCAUUCUUUAAACCUUUACCAAAGAUCUUGACCUGGGAAUGCAUGGUCAUCUCUGGAAAUGGGUUACUUAUCUUAAUUAAUGAUCUACUGUAACUAGUGGUGGCAGUAGCAAAAUGAGUUGUGAAGUUUACAGAAACAUUUUGUCUGCCUACUGUAAGUAGAAGAAAACGCUGCCAUAUUUAUUUUGGGGUGCUUGACUCUGCAGCGUGACAAUGACCCAAAAGAUACAGAAAUAAAAGAGAUCAGCAAGAGGAAAUAAAAAGUGGAAACUUUUUGUUUGACUGUAAAGGAAAAAUAUUUUUUGGAUUUGUUGUCCUAAUACUUACAGGUUGUUGUAAAUAAAGCAACAACCUUCAUUUAAUAAAUUAAGUAAAACUUGCAACCUUGAUACUAAUUUUGUAAUUCAAAAUAGAUAAAAACUACAAAAUAUAAAAAGCUUUAAAAAGAUUUCAAAAUACUCGAAUAACUCCAUUUGUAGCACCAGCUGGCAUACCUGAUUUAAACAUCAUGUGCAGCAAUGCCUGUUAAAGCAGUCCUGUAACACUGCAGUCUACACUGCUAAUGUUUGUAGUCCUACUGCUUUGAUCUGUAGAAAUAUUAACCCAAGGGUCACAGAAUGUAUAAUAUAUAUUAUUAUACAUUAGCUAGGGCAGAAAUUAAUGCAGAACCACUUGAGCCCCAUUUACAAAGACCUUUAGAAAAAUCAUAAAACAUUGGUAUUUUGUUGAAAGUGAACCUAAACGACAUUAGAGCUGCAGAACAGCAGUGUUUAGCACUAAGCAAAUCAUUAAAUAUUCCUAUUUGGCACCAGUUUCUGAAAUGUACCAUAAAUGUUUAAUAAAACUUACAGCUACUGUGACUUCUUUA
Molecule: messenger RNA, 5485 nt
Organism: Lepisosteus oculatus (spotted gar)
Lineage: Eukaryota; Metazoa; Chordata; Actinopteri; Semionotiformes; Lepisosteidae
Gene: itih5
Product: inter-alpha-trypsin inhibitor heavy chain 5
Biological process (GO): hyaluronan metabolic process
Molecular function (GO): serine-type endopeptidase inhibitor activity
Source: RefSeq, a predicted model, not a curated record